Messenger RNA from Drosophila ananassae, 5953 nucleotides. RefSeq names its product poly(A) RNA polymerase gld-2 homolog A (gene Gld2). The coding region runs from base 525 to 5033 and encodes 1502 amino acids. The transcript is spliced from 3 exons. Gene Ontology annotation, cellular component: cytosol. The record is from RefSeq and is a predicted model, not a curated record. Gene Ontology annotation, molecular function: poly(A) RNA polymerase activity. NCBI's taxonomy places the organism in Eukaryota, Metazoa, Arthropoda, Insecta, Diptera, Drosophilidae.
UACAGAAAUGCAAAAUGACAGGUAACUUUUUUUUUACGUGUGUGUGUCGUGAUUAAUCUUAGAGAAAAAUUGUGUUAAAUUUCUGUACAAAUUGUAUGAAAAGUCAGAGUUAUUCAGCGUAUAAUUUUCGUAAGACAACAAAAGACAAACAGUGACAAGAGACAAGAGAAACUGGGAACUAAAAAUUGAAGGCACGAGCUACCGGCGGAGGGACCCCACAGAAUGAAGGAGCCACUCUAGGAGUAGAGUCGGACCACACCAGACGCUUCUUCUCUAAUAAAUCGAUUCACAGUUCACUGAGAUCUGAAAUCCGAAUAGAGCUACCUUUUCAUCCAGAUUCCCAGUUUAGGAACUCCCAAUUCUGGCGUUCAGUUUGCUGUCAACUCUUUGCUUUCUUGGAGUGGCAGACAGAAUAACCGGAACACACAACAUAUUCUUUAGCAAUCUGCGCGUACCUACGCACACAUAUAUAUGUAGAUAUAUGUUGUUUGGAUCGUGAGACCAGGCCGCGCGCAUCGGUAGCAAUGUCCACUGCUCUGGCAGCAGCAGCCGCAGCAGCAGCAGCGGCGACGGCAACGGCAAUGGCAGCGGCAUCCUCAACCGCAAUUAGCAACAGCAACAGCAACAGUAACAGCAACACGACUAACAACACACCGACGCCGGCAACAAAUAGCACUAGCACCACUAGCACCACCACCACUAGUACCACCACCACGACCACCACCAAGUCCACAUCGACAGGGAUAGGAACACGUCAGGAAGGAGAACCAGGAACAGAAACGCAAGCGGAGAUGAAGACGGAGAAGGACAAUCAAGCCGAGAUCCAGUCGGAGAUGAUAUACACGUCGAAGACCAUUGAACCCACUACGAAUCGAACGGAGCUGGAGAAGGAGCUUCAACCCAAUCCUGAUGCAAUGGAAAUCAACAUGGUGGCGGCGCAGCAGCAGCAGCAACAACAGGAUCAAGAGCGGAUCCGAAUUCGCAACCGCGACCUGGAGCAGAGUGCCCCGAAGCCACGUAGGCAGCGUAAAACCACGGUGGUGCAUACAUGCCCCCGCCCACCGGGCGGCUACAAGUACUCAAUGGAAUUCCUUUACGGAAUCGGGACCAGCAUGGCCGGUAUGACCCUGAACAUACCGACGCCAUCUUCGAUCACGCCCAGGACUGUGCGCACCACACCUCCAUCCCUCACCACCCACCUGCCACUUUUGUCCUCCGUCGGGAUGUCUGCCUCGCCGCGUCCCAGUGGUAGCUCGCCAGGGAACCGCUAUGCAGGUGGAGCCACUGCAGCCGGAAGUGGUGCGACGGGCGCAGCGACUAAUUCGGCGGGAUCAGCAGGUGGAGCAGCAUCCUCUGGGGUUUCGGCCGCUCAGUUCAUAUACCAGGGCUAUCUGCCCAGUGGACCACAGCGUCGCCUGUGGCACACAGAAAACGCCGUCUGGCAGUUCGAUCGUAAUUAUCCCUACAAUCAGGGUUACUCCUCGCAGUAUGGCAUACCCAUUAUGCCGUUGGGUUUCGAGCACACCUAUGGUGGCCAGAGAAUCAUCUAUCCGGGCUACUACAAUCAGGCCACGGGCGGACUGCACACCGCUCCGGUUCCGGGAAUGCCUAGAUCAAGUAGGAACCUAACACAGUCGCCGCACCAGACCUCUCCAGCACCGUCGGCGGCCACGACAGUGGGCAGCGAAGCUGCAGAUGAAGCUACCAGUCCAACUACGGGAAGUAGUCACCACAUAGCAACCGCCUCACCCACGCCCACUCCGGCUAGCCCCGCCACCACCUGGCGAUAUGGAAGGCCUGGUCCACAUCGGGAACGUCUGGCAAAUGUCCGUGGUGGAGCAGGAAGUGGUGCCCCAGCAUCAGGAUCUACGGUGUUCCACCGGGAGUCUAAGACCUACUACAACAGUACCACCGGAGGAAUGGGCGGUGGCCCGCGUUACAAACCACCCUUUGACCAACGAAACGUGGGUAGCAAUCGAAACUAUGUGGCAGCCGGAGUGGCGACUGGAGCGGCGAGCACGGGAACAAACACGACUGCAAGCCCCUCAGCCGGUGGCGCCACCUCCAGCGAUCCGUCAACAACGAACCAGAACCGCAACUUCCAAGGAUCGGGCAACAACUACCAGAGGCUGCGACAUACCAACAAGCGUGGCGGGAAGAAUCCCUUGGGCAAGGAGAAGACCUCCAAUUCUUCGGGGUCGCUGUCGACUUCCUCCUCAAAGUCCCAUUUGGGGCGACCGAGCUCAAGUACGUCUAUGUCGCCCAACAAACAUCCUCAGAGGACUUACCGGAACAGAAUGCGCUACAAUGCCAUGGAAUCUUCAGAGAGGAAGUCCUUGACGGUGGGGAUGGCAGUACCUAUUGGAACUUAUCAGCCACCCCAGCAGCAGCAACAACAGCAGACGCCGCUGCAGAACCAGCAGCAACAGCCGCAAUCGGCUGUGAGAAGGACCCCGAAAUUCCAAGGUACCUAUCAAGGACAUGCAGUGGACUACAACAAGCCAUCGCCGGCCCAGAGACAGACGUCACGCUACUACCAAUCCAGGCACAUGGACGCCUAUGUUUAUCAGCCUGGGCACUAUAUGGUGUAUGCCUCGGGACUGGGAGGCGUAGCUGGAACAGUGGCAGUCACUGGAGGCGGGAGCGGAGCAGGUGCAGGUGGACCGGGAUUGGGUGCAGCAGGUGGAGCAACCGCGGGAAGUGCGGGAGCUGGAGGACUAGGAGGAGGAGCCGCUACGGCCACGGCCAGCAGCGCCACCUCGGAGGGCGAGCAGCCGCUGGAAACGGACUUUGAUCAGCGCCACGAUUAUGCUGACUUGGGUCUGGAUCCAGGCACUGGCGGCUUCUCCUCCGACCUGGAGCCGCUCGGCUACAGCAACAACAGCCACACCAUGAACAGCAGCCACAUCAACACGCACCAACACCACCACCCCCACCCCCACCAUCAACACCCGCACCACCAAAAGCAGAUCAUCUCCGAGUUAGAUGCCCACUCGUGCCUCAUGUCCCACGCCAGUUCCGACGCGGAAGAGCCGGACGACGGCCAGUCAUUCAUCAGCCUGGCUCCCAGCCUAGACAGCGACUGCUCCGAGAGCGAGCUAAGCGACGCCUCCGUCGAGUCGGUGGUGCGAAAGAUCAUGGUGAGUUGCUUGGCACUAGCAACGGGAACCCAAGUCCCAGAGCUGAGUGGACCCAAUCUGGUGCCCUACGGCGACAUGCACCACCUGAAAGAGCUCGAGCGAAAGUCACAGCAGACGAACGGAUACAGGUGCCACCCCCACCACCAGCAAUCGCACCUUACUGCCACCAUGCACCACCCACACCUGGGCCUGGGAAUGAUGGUGAGUCCCCGGAGUAUGGGAGCCUGCUGUGGCGACAUGGAGGACUUCGGAGGCUACAAGCUCGAUUCGGAUGGCUUGGACGCCCUCGACACUGGCGGAAAGGCUAACCUCAAGGGCGGGUACAGCGACGAGGCGGACUCCAUUUCGGUGGCUUCGAAUUUAUCUUGCAGUCCGUCAGCGUGUUCAAGCAAGAGUACAGUGGCUCCGGUGGCCCACAAGGCUAACAUCAUAAUGGACGACUUCCAGGAGGAUGAACUGCCUCUGGUCAUACAUAACCGCUACUGGAGUGAGUUCUUCGGCUACACGCCCGCCGAUCGCUUCCUGCUUCGUGCCAAACUGGUGGAAAUGAGGCGUCCGCCCCACACAGUGCCCAGUCGCACCAAGUGGGAACCGCUGUCCUUGUCGAUCUGGAAAAAGUUCCUGGACGCCCAGCAAACUCGACACAUGUACAAGAUCAAGAUGCGCCUGUGGCGCUUUAUCUAUUCGGUGACAAUGACCACCUAUCCACGAUAUGGCCUUUAUUUGGUUGGCUCCUCGAUAUCCAACUUCGGGUCCAAGUGCUCCGACAUGGAUAUUUGCAUGCUCGCCUGUACGAAUCCCAAUAUAGAUCCCCGCAUGGAGGCCGUUUACAAUUUACAGCUGAUGAGAGAGCUGCUGAACCCCACCAACGUGUUCCAGGACUUUAAUCUUAUCGAAGCACGCGUGCCCAUAUUGCGCUUCACCGAUCGCCAGCACAAAGUCGAGGUGGACAUUAAUUUUAACAAUUCCGUGGGGAUCAGGAAUACCCAUCUCCUGUACUGUUAUUCCCAGCUGGAGUGGCGUGUCCGCCCGAUGGCCCUGACGGUGAAGCAGUGGGCCCAGUACCACAACAUCAACAAUGCGAAGAACAUGACCAUAUCCUCCUACUCCCUGUCGUUGAUGGUGAUCCAUUUCCUCCAGGCAGGCGUCAAUCCUCCCGUGAUACCAUGCCUACACAAGCUAUACCCAGACAAGUUCGGCCUUCUGCAGCCCUGUGAUUUCGGAUACGUGGACAUGAACGAGGUGAUGGGCCCGUACCAGUCUGAGAACAACCAGAGCCUGGGGGAGUUGAUGCUCAGCUUCCUGCACUACUACAGUAUUUUCGAGUACGGAAAAUAUGCAAUUUCUAUACGGGUGGGUGGUGUGUUGCCCGUGGAAGUGUGUCGGGCAUCGAACGCACCCAAGAACGAUAUCCACCAGUGGAACGAGUUGUGCAUCGAAGAGCCGUUCGACCAGACCAACACGGCCCGGUCAGUGUACGACAGCGAGACCUUCGAGCGGAUCAGGGCCAUAUUCCUGGCCAGCUACCGUAGACUGGAAUCCACCCGGAACCUUAACUCCAUAUUCGAGGGCUAUGACGGACCCACCAUUCUGAUGCAGCCCCCGACGACUGAGUCGGCGGAGAGUGACUUCUACGAGAAUCAGCUGCUCACCCUGAACAACCGGGGAUCUUCGAGGUCGAACAGCGAGAUGCCCUCGCCUAGGCCCUCGAAACUGAUGGUGGACAAGGCCACAACGGCCGUGUGGAGCGAUAUUAACGGAAAACCGGAGCAGAAGGAGGUGCCUCCAGAUCAAGUGAAUGUCCCUGGACAGCAGAAGAUGAACCUCCAAAAGAUGCACGCCAACUCAGAUGACUCGGUGGCCAACACAGCUGCCGAGCCACCACUUGCUUAGAAACCACUAACAGCGUCUCUCUCAACACAAAAAUCGAACUAAACUUACAGACACACCACUCAAACAGCAUACUCUCCUCGAAAAAAAACGAACAGACUAAGAACGCUCUAAAAUCAUAUAUAUACAAUAUCAAUACCGAUAAUUUUUUUAUACAGCAAUCAGAAUCUCCCCCUAUCAGGACGUAAAAAAAAUUGAAAGGUUGUGAAAGAAAGUUUUUUGUAGAAGUUGCCGAGCGCGGAUUUACACCGAUUUGAAAAUUUGACGUUGGAUAAUUAUGUGAUAAUGAUGAGUAGGUAGAAUUUAUUGGUAGAUUCGAUUCACCUCUAAGUGAACUGUCAAUGUGAAAUGACCAAAAUAAAAAAAAUCCCAGCAACAUGCAAUCCAUCGCCAAGCAAAGUCGGUCGCAAAAAAACCACUAAAAUAGUGAAAAGCAAAUUGAAUUCAUAAAUAUAGAAAUAGCUUCAUGAGUUUUGCGCACCCAUACAACGAUCAACGAUAAACGAAAACAAUUUUUCACAAGCUUCAAAAGCAAGAAAAUUGCUAACAAAUAGGCCUGGAAAAAAAUGUUAAAAUUUCACUAGAAAAAAAAACAUAAAAAAUUAAAUUUCAAAAUGUAAAAAAAAUCUAAAAAAAAAUACAAAAGAAAUGCAAAAAAAAUAAUAGAUAGCCAGCUAGAAAAAACGCCGAGUUGAGGUAGAGUAGCUAGAGUAGCAAAUAGUAGAGUAGAGAAGAGCAAGGAGUAAGAAAGCAUUUUUUGUCGAGGCAGGGACAUCAGUUUCAUACUUUAGAACUUUUACACUUUUUUAUGAGGCCACCUUUCGUAUGCUCCAAAAUCGACAAAAUGAAACAAAACCAACCAAAAAUCACAAAUACCCAGAAAACCCUAAAAAAAAAAAACAAAAAUCAAAUGAAAAUUGUAA